CUUUGGUGGUUUUGCAGGAUACUCCUCUGGAAAGCUCAGCGUGAGCUUAUACAAUCCAUUUUCCCAGGGUGUUCCAGCUUUUCCAGGGAUACCCACUUGCCAUUCCAUGAGAUUCAUACUGCCAUCACCGAGUUUUGCAGGUUUGGCAAAGAAGCCGUAGGGAUGUUCUUUUCGCCAUUGUUUGCGCUCUUCUUGUAAGCGCAUGCGACUGAGUCCUGACAUGGCUAAAGUCAAUGCCCCUACCUCGUCGCGUUUGGAUGGGUUGGUUGUGUGUGUUGUGGUGUGAUUGAAGAACGCGACAUCAAUGCAGGUCACCAGAUUUCGACUCGUUAUUAUCGAGCAUCCAGCCUAGGGAUGGAAGGGAAGAAGGAGGAAAGCAGCUAGAACUACGAAGAGACACCGAGGAGACAGCUAGACAAGGGCAGUCAUGCAUGCCUUUCAAAAGAGCAAAUAAGCCAACAAAAAGGCAAUGAGAGCCACACCAGCAGCAAUAGGCACAGGCACACCUUCCGUCUUUGCAACAGCUGCCUUGACGCCACCGACUGAUUUAUUGUUUCGCGAUGUCGCUUGUUCAAGUUGUUGCUUCAGCCUCGUAAUCUCAGCUUUGGCCUCCUGCAAGGGAUCCUUGCUGCUUCCUGCUGUUGCCUGGAAUACACCGGCUGACUUAGUCGUGCUGGAUGAUGCUCCUGUGUUGUCGCCAUUCGACGCAGUAGCCAGGGCAGGGGCCAGCUUUUGAGGCACACCGUCUGAGUACGAGUCCUGGAUACUCGAAUCAGCUGCAUGAUAAGCAGGCGCAGGACUGCCAGA
Protomyces lactucae-debilis is the source of this 807-nucleotide messenger RNA. RefSeq lists its product as uncharacterized. Bases 470 to 736 code for a protein of 88 amino acids. The record is from RefSeq and is a predicted model, not a curated record. NCBI's taxonomy places the organism in Eukaryota, Fungi, Ascomycota, Taphrinomycetes, Taphrinales, Protomycetaceae. The transcript has a single exon.